AUGAGUGGACGUGUCCAGAAGAGUCUCUUCUUCCUGGGUCUCCCAGAGCUGCAGCAGCUGCUGAGCUUCAGCCUGACGCUGCAGCAGCUGCAGCAGGAGGAGCUGCGGAGCCGACAGCUCAAGUGCUGCAGGGCUCUGCUGCUGCUCUACGCUGACGUCCUAGCUUGUCCUGCGCUGGACUCCUUCACUGACAUCACCGUGGUCGUGGCCGUGCAGUUCUACCAGAAGGGCGUCCUUCAGGCGAUGGCUCAGAGACAAGGACUCCAGCUGGGUUCUCCCCGGACUCCGUUACCAGGAGACCUCCAGCGCUGCGUCUCCUUCUCCCUGAUCAGCCGAUUGGCUCCAAGCUGGAACAAAGUGGGACUCCACCUGGUCUGUGGUCCAGAUUUCCUGACCCAGCAUGGGAGACUCCCGGCCGUCGCGCUGGAGCUCAGCGCCACCGAGGGCCAGCUGUGUCUGAGCGUUGAGACCGGUACCGUCCGACUCCCCCCCACCACGCUGGAGGACUUUGAGCUCCCCCCCACGGUCCUGCGGAGGUUCUGCAGCGACCCGGACUGUGUCCUGGACCCGUCCUCCACCGGCGGACCCGUCUGGUGCCACGUGCUGCCCAGCAUGAAGAAGGGCCAGAUCGUCAGCAUCAGCCGCCGGCUCUCCGGAGACGGACCGUUCCGGACCUACAGGGACCUGCAGAACCACUGGAACCUGCUGUACGGCUAUCGGCUCCCGCGGCUCCCGGAGGACGAGGUGAUUUACUGCAGCGUCUUCUUCCGCCCGCUGGGGGGACGACUCUUCACAUACCCGCUGAGCUGCCUCCGCCUGCAGCCGCUGCAGCGCUGCCCCCCCCCUGGGGGCCCCCAGGGGCCCCAGGCCGGGCCCCCCCCCUGCUUCCUGGCCCUGCUCCGGGACCAGCUGCAGAACCUGUGUGGAUUCCCUGCAGGCCUGAGCAGCCGAGCCCAGUACCAGACGCUGGAGCUGAGACCGGCGGGGGUGCAGGUGGGAAACGGUGAGCAGAUCAACCUGACCACCUGCAUGCCCCCGCCUCUCCGCCCCGGGCAGCCUUGGACCCCCGCCGUGGCCCAACCCCCCCCAAGGCUGGCCCCGCCCCCCACCGUGGCCCCGUGGAACGGAGCUGGUCCUGGUACCACGCCGACUCCACCUCCAUCCAGCUACCAGUCCUCCUCCUCCUCCUCCUUCUCCUCCUCUUCCCUCCCAGUCUUCCGGCUGACGCCCCCUCCCCCGGGUCCGGCCCCGCCCCCCCCAGGUCUGGCCCCGCCCUCCCCGGAGGGGCCCCCCCUCUUCAGGAGCAGGAGCCCCUGGCGCCGCCUGAACACGGCCCUGCUGAGGGCCCAGAACCAGCCAGAGAGGAAGAGGGUGACCCUGCCGUCCUUCAGGAGGAAGAGCCCGUCCUCCUCUUCCUUCCUGCCCUCCCUCGCUCCUCCCCCUCCCCCUCCUCCUCCUCCUCCUCCGAGGUUCAUCCCUCGCUUCCCCCCCCGGCCCAGACCCGGCAGCGGCCCGGCCCCUCAGCCGGCCCCUCAGCCGGCCCCUCAGCCGGCCCCCAGGGUGACCCACAUCUCCAGCCUCAAUCCUCCGUCCAGGUCCAGGCCGGCACCCGUCCUGGCCCCCGUCCUGGCCCCCGUCCUGGCCCCCGUCCGGGCCCCCAGACCCGGGUCCAGCACCAAGACCCCCAAGACCAGCAAGACCAGCUCCCACGGAGUCCCCGUCCCCGGCUCCAGGGCCCGACCUCCGACCCCGGCUGACGUCCCUGGCCUGCAGAAAGAAACUGCCCUCAAGCCGAAGUCCAGGAGCUGCAGAACUGAAGACCCGGACGUGGAGAAGAUGGUCCGAAGCAACCAGGUCUCCCGGCUGAACUCGUCCUCCCUCCUGCUGUGGUUGAGGAACCGGGGCGUCUCCGUCGGGGCCAAAACCCGGAAGGAGGAGCUGCUGAGGAAGGUGCAGAGCUGCCUGGCCGAACCCUGA
Messenger RNA from Cololabis saira (Pacific saury), 1977 nucleotides. RefSeq lists its product as uncharacterized. Bases 1 to 1977 code for a protein of 658 amino acids. The record is from RefSeq and is a predicted model, not a curated record. The transcript is spliced from 13 exons. Lineage: Eukaryota; Metazoa; Chordata; Actinopteri; Beloniformes; Belonidae.